AUGGAUGUUUAUUUAUUUUAUUGCAGAAUAUUAACUGGAGUUUCGGAAAUGGUUAAGAAAAUUGCACGAUCAAUGACUGAAAAUGAGCAAAAAAUGUUGAUGUAUAUCACGUUGACGUGUGGAAUUGUAUCAAAGUUUGCCGAAUUAUCAAUGCCAAAUUUGGAUGUUGUGAAAACAUUGAGAAUGAGUGUUUGUGAUAGACUGGCUGAGGUAAACAAAAAAAUAGUAAUAUUUUUUGGAAAACUCCUGUUUUUCAGAUGUUCCAUGCAUUCCCUGAUCGACAAUUAUUAUCUGAAGAAGUUAGAAUAUUGAAAGAUGUUAUAAUUUCAAGUCAUUUGAAUGAUCUACAAAAAAGUACUGUAGUUGAACGAGAAGAUUCGAAUUAUUUGCCAGUUGUUCCAUUUUCUGUUGUUAAAUUAGCUGCAGCAAUUUGUAAACUACCAACACUUUAUCAGAUUUUGACAAUUAAUUUGGAAUGGAAUAUAAUUGGAGAAACUGACAAAAGAACUUGUGAUGUUAUUGAUAUUUUAUUGGCUCCUUUAUUAUGGCCUGGAUGCUUUGAUUUGAUGUUUCGAACAAUUCGAGGAGCAAUUAUGAGAUUAUCUGAACUUGCUGAUGAAAACCGUAUUGAUAUUGGACAAUUUGUGAAAUGUUCUGAUGUUCAAAUUGCUAAAAGUUAGUUUUCAACAACAAUAAUGUUUUUUUGUAUUUCUGAAAAUCAUUAAGUCUGUAAAUUUUUUUUCAGAGUCAAAUUAUGGAACAAGUCUUCUCCAGACAAGAAUUCGUUUUGUGCUUGAUUUUCUAACAAUGCAAAUCGAAAAAGAAGUUGCGAGCAAUAAAAGACCAUCAAGUGAAAGUAUCACACUUCUCGAAAGAUUUUCGGAUUUUGUGUCAGAAUUUGAAGAUAUUCCAAAUCGUCUUGCAACUCCAUUAUUAAUGUGUAUUGAAAGAUUGAAAUGUAAUGAAGAAACAAUGGUGAAUAUGUUGAAAUCAAUGGCUAGAAUUGCACCAAUUCUCAAAGAUCCUCAACAAUAUUUUGGGUGUGUUUGGUGUUUUUUGUGAUGUUUUUUUAAAUAUAAAAUUUUUAGAAAGUUGCCGAAAUUGUUCUCGAAAAUGGCGGGAAGAACACUGCGAGAUGGUUUAGUUGAAAUGGUUCAAGGAUUUUCGAAAUCGAAAAAUAUUGAUGAGAAAACUUCGAAUCUUCUCCAAUUAAUAUGUGAUCUCGAUUCUUGGGACAAAUCAAAAGUUGAUGAACCGAAUUUCGAUAAAAGAUAUGCAGCUUAUCAUUCUCUUAUGGAUAUUUGGACAUCUAAAGAUCAUGUUAGAAUUGAUCCAAUUAUUCUUGGAAUGUUUGUUGGAACACAUUUCCAAUGUAUUUCAACGGUAAGAUCGCAGAGUUUUUGUCUCCCUAAAAUAAUUCAAUUUUUCCAGACAACUGAUUUAUCUCUUCGUAUGACAGCUGGUAAUAAUGUGAGAUCGCUUGUUGAAUUUUCCGGAAAAAGUUUGGAAGGAAAUGAAAAACGUGGAUUCUUGGAGAGUUUCUUGAACCCAACUGUGAUAUUUUUCAUGAAACAUGAAACUGAUGUAAGUUUUUUUGAGGUCUGAAUUUUAAAAUUUUGAGUUUAAAGGUGUGAAUUUUGAAGUCUUACCUUUGAGCCUCGAAUUUGGAAGCCCAAUUUGUUGCAAGAAUUUCACUAUUUUUCUUUCAGGCUGUAAGAGAAGAAGCAUUAUCAACACUUGGAGUUAUGGUUCGAUCAUUCAAAGAAAAUCAACAUUUAGCUGAACUUGGAAGUUUCACAAAUGAUCAAGAUGAAGAAUUAGAUUUUUUGAAAAAUAUGAAUCAUAUUCAAAUUCAUCGAAGACAAAAAGCAAUUCGAAAAUUGAUUGAAAAUAUUGAAAAUGGAGAAAAGAAUAUAUCAUUCAAUGCAAUGUUCAAAUAUUUGAUCCCAAUGAUUAAUCCAUAUCUCAUCAAUUUUUCAGCCAAAUUUAAUGGUUUGUUUUUUUGUCUGAAAUGUUGGUAUUAAUUGGAAUUAUUUUAUUUCAGCUAUUUCUGAUGAAUCUCUUCGUCUUCUCACUUUGACAAUGUCAAAAGCGCCAUGGGGAAAAUAUUGUUCGUAUUUGGAAAGUUGGUUGUCACGAGUUGAAAAAGCAACUGGAUCAUCUGGAUCGAAUUCUUCUCAAGAAGAUGAAUUCACAGAUAAAGCGCUUGUUCGAAUUGUGGUUGCAGUUAUUGAUGCAUUUCAUUUUGAUGUAAACGAAAAAGUGGAAAACAACGAAGGUAUUGAUGAAGAAAAUGAAAAUGAAAAUGAUGGAAUUAUUUUGAAACGUAUCAAUCGAGUGAUUUUACCAAGAUUGACAAAAUGUUUGGAUUCUCAAACACAUAAUGUUGAAAGAAAAGCAAAAACAUUAGAAACACAAGCAACAACUCUUCAUUUGGAUAUUCAACGAACUCCAAUUGCAUUUGCAAUUGUGAAACUUCUUCAAAAGUUACCAGAUGCUGUGAUUGGUCGACAUCUUCAUGGAGUUAUUCUGAAAAUUUGUAAUUUAAUGAUGACACAUUCAUUUGAUGUUCGAGAAACUGCGCGAAAAACACUUCUUCAAAUUGUAAAAUGUUUGGGUUCCAAAUAUUUGGCAUCAAUUAUCACCGAAAUUUCAUUGACAAUGACCAAAGGUUUUCAGGUUAGUAGAAAAUUGAAUUGGAAAAUUGAACAAAUUAAAACAUAUGUUUUUAUAGGUUCAUGUUGCAAUUUAUUCAAUUCAUACAUUGAUUGUUGCUAUGAAAAGUGUUAUAAAAAAUGGAGAAUUGGACACAGCUAUAAAUGUGAUUGUGAAAUUAUGUAUACAAGAUCAAUUCUCAUCGACAUCUGAAGAAAAACAAAUUGGUUCAAUUAAAGCAGAAUGUCCGGAGGCAAAGGGAAAUCGAACACCAGAAACAUUGAUGCAUUUGGGAAGAUUUGUUUCACCUGCUGGAAUUCAAACAGUGUUAGAUCCAUUCAGAACUGUUGUCAAUGAACAUCCAUCUGCUAAAGCAAUUCAAAAAGUAUCGGAUUUAUUAUCAAAGUUUGCAUCAGGUCUCAAAGAUAACGAAGGAUUGGAUAAUUCAAAUCUUCUGACUUAUAUCUAUAAGUCACUUUCAAAUGAUUUGCAAAAAUUGGGAGAUGUUGAGUCGAAAAAUGAAGAGAAAGAAAAAAGUGGGCGAAGACCGGAGAGUUGCUUGAUUCUUCCAGCAGCUCCGAAGAGAAUUGGAGCUAUGACAAAAGUUGUUAUUCGAAGUAGAGAUCAUGUUUUUGCCGAAUUUUUCGUUCAUCUUUUUGCUGCAAUUUUGAAAGAAAAGAAAUUGGAUUUGAAUGAGGAUGGAAUGAUUGCAAGAUUGAAUCCAUUUGUAAAUCUUAUUCUAAAUUGCUUCGAUUAUAAAUACGAGAAGUUGAUUGCGGGAAGUCUUCGAGCAUUGUGUUCAAUGAUUCAAAUUCAAUUAUCAGCAAUUUCAACAAAUUCUCAACGAGUUUCUGAUACACUUUUUAUUCUUUUGAGUGAUUAUGCAUCAAUUGGACAAGCUGGAAAUAAACCAGAAAUUGUUAAGUUGAAUCAAUUGAUUUAUAAAGGAUUCACAAAUCUGAUUAAUAUAUCUGGAUGUGAUUUUCUUGAUAAUGAUAAAUUGACAUUGUUAUUGGCAUAUGCUGAAGCUGAUGUUUUGGAUCAACACAAACAGGCAACCAUGUUCUCGUUAAUCAAGAUUUUGGUCAAAAAAGGAGUUCGACAUGAAAGAGUAAGCUGUUUGAAGAUUUUUCAUUAAAAACGUUUUGUUUUUAUAGCUUUCUGAAAUAAUGGAUCAUUUGGCGGAAACAUCAAUUAGAUCUCCAUUAAUCAAUAUUCGUGCACAAUGUCGAGAAACUUUGUUGGAUUAUAUUGGAGGAGCUUCGGACUCAGAUAAAUCAGUUGAAAAAUUCGUUGAAUUCUUUUUGGAUCAAUUGGAUUAUGAAUAUGAAACUGGAAGACAAUCGGCUGCCGAAAUGCUUUGCCAACUUUUCCGAAAUUUGUUAUCGGUUUGUUAAUUUUAUCGUUUUUUUUGUUGGAAAAAACAGAUUUUUUUAGAAAUCGCUCGAAAAUGUUCAUAUGCUUUGUGUUGUCAAACUUGGAGCAGCAAUAAUGAAUGAUGAAUCUCCAAAAGUUUCGGCUCAAAUUGGAAUUGCACUUCGAAAUUUGUUAUCAAAUGUUGGAACAUCUCAAAGAAAUGAAACUUUUGAAGUUAUUUUACAAUGGUUGGAAACUGAAGACGUAUGUUUCAAAAGAUUUUACAUACUGUCAAAAUAAUUUUGUGGUUAUUUUUCAGGAAAAUGCGAGAGCAGUUGCAAUUCAAACAACGGUUCAAUUGAGUUUUGUUGAAAAGGAGAAAAUGACCCAUAAAAUUGGGAAAAUAUUCGAAAAUUUGAAAAAUAUUUUAUUCGAUGAAAAUUUGUUCGAAAAUACCAAUGAAACUACAAUUAUAUCAAUGUUGAAUGGAAUAACUCGAAUUUUGGCGAAUGUUGGAAAACAAAGUGUAACUCAAUUUGAUCCAUUUUCAUUUUUGGAAGCUCUUGGCGAUUUGGCGAAAUGUGAAGAAUCGAUAAGUGUUAUGUGUGCUGCAUCAACAUUAAUUGGACAAAUUUUAUCAUUUAUUGAGAUUGAGAAUAUUUCGGAAAAUUUAGCCAAAGAAAUAAGUUUAUGGAUGUGUCGAGCAUUGAGACAUUCAAAUUUGGAUAUUGCAACUGGAGAACAAACAUCUAAAAAUCUUGUUUGUUUAUCAAAACGACUUGAUAUUGAAACAUACAAACUCAUUAUUGCAAAUAUUGCUCAAUCUUGUAAAUAUGAAGUAAAACAUCAAGUAAAACAAGUUGUUAAAAGAAUAAGUUGUUUCAAAUUGAUUGCUGCAUUAUUUGUGACUGGAGAUAGUGAAAGAUCUAAUUGUAUUCUUGAGAAAUUUAUGAGUAUUUUUGUGAGAGAAUUGAGAACUUGCAGUGAGUUAUUUUUUCAGAAGAUUUUUUUCAAAUCGUAAAUUGUUAUGUUCAGGAGAUGAAGAAUUAUCGAAUCUGACCCAAGAAGUUUGUGGAUUGAUAAAGAAAAAGAUUGGAGAUGAUGAAUAUAGUCGAAGAGUUGGAGAAUGUCAGAAAUCAGCAUCGGAUAAAAUUACAGACAGAAAACGAAAAAUAAGAGUGAGUUUUUUGACAAACCUGUGAAACAUUGACGACAAAAAUUUUUUUUUUUGAAAACAAUUCUAAUUUUCAGGAACUUGCUGUAACUGCACCAGAAGAUGCAGCUGAACUUCGUCGUAAAAAGAACAAAAAGAAAAUGGAUUCAAGAAAACGAAAACUUGAUGAAAUGAAACCAUAUCGAAUGAUGAAAAGAAAACAUGCUGAAACUAGAAAAUUACAAGAAAAUGAAGAAGAUUAG
Caenorhabditis angaria is the source of this 5427-nucleotide messenger RNA. Lineage: Eukaryota; Metazoa; Nematoda; Chromadorea; Rhabditida; Rhabditidae. The record is from the annotation of a GenBank genome assembly.